This is a messenger RNA of Schistosoma haematobium, 6996 nucleotides long. Its product is annotated as Nucleolar protein 58, variant 2. The record is from RefSeq and is a predicted model, not a curated record. Gene Ontology annotation, biological process: protein localization to plasma membrane; GPI anchor biosynthetic process. Bases 3942 to 4955 code for a protein of 337 amino acids. The transcript has 3 exons. Gene Ontology annotation, molecular function: glucosaminyl-phosphatidylinositol O-acyltransferase activity. Gene Ontology annotation, cellular component: membrane; endoplasmic reticulum. NCBI's taxonomy places the organism in Eukaryota, Metazoa, Platyhelminthes, Trematoda, Strigeidida, Schistosomatidae.
AAAACAUAUGGUCAGCAUCCAAUGUCGAAAACUUAGAGCUAUUUAUUUUGGGGAUUUAUUUACCGCUACACAUACCUAGGUUCCUGCCUGGAGGAUUUGGUGAUCCUCUGCUACUAGACUCGGAAGCCUGUUAAGCGGAAGCUUCUUCUAUUCCGUCCACAACCACUUGAACCUUCAUUGACGGGUAAUGCCACUGUGUAAUUUAGGCGGGACUAUAAUUUCUGAACAAAACAAUUAGAUUUAGGUAAGUCUUGGAUUUUAGCACGAAAUCCAUUCAUUUGUGCGUAUAAAUAGCAUUCUGGCAUCAUAGCUAACGUUAGUUCGUGAUGAAAACCCUCCCCUAAAUUUGGGGAAAUUACCAACUUACCCAUUGGUGGGGGUUUUCCUCAGAAUUGGGAGCCUGGUCUAACUCCUAUCCCUAACUUUAGUAUCCAACUCUAAAACGCUAAUCUAAUUCCCCACAUAAAUUUAGAACCAUCUGUUUUGUCCCUAGUAGAAAGGUAGAUUUUUGGAAAAUCCGUUUGGCAUCUCUCAUAAACCAUCCAUAAUUAUGGAUGAUUUAAAUAAUCGUUAACUGUAAUUAUUGAUAGCUUAUAACUUGUAGCGUGUUAACUACUGAGUAAGAACCUUUCAUUAUAUAAUGAAAUAAAACAAAUAAAAAUGAGAUUUGUUUAGAAUUUUGACAUAAUUCAUUGACUUUUUAUCUUAACAAUUCUUUAAGUCUCAAGACGAGAAAAACAAACUUAGGUAUUCAUUUAUAUACCUACAAUAUGUUCUUCGUUCGGUCUUAACUGUUAAACAUAGCCUACUACAGUUUCCUACAACUAAUUUUCUAAAACGCUGUUUACCUUUUAAGUGGCUGAUAUCUAAGUAAAAUUUGACAAGAUCACUUUUAUAGUCACUUGACAUCGAUGGUUCAGUAUAGUUCUCUUGGUCAUUAAACCCAGAACAUUGAUUACUUCGACAUAAGUCAUGAGAUCACAACAUACACCAUUUUGAGUCGAGUAGUAUAAAAUAUGACAAAAAUAGUGUGCUUUUGUAUAUCUUUCAUUGUUUAACCCUUGGUUAUAUCUGGAUUAAAUUUACAUAAACUGUGUGUAUAAAAUAAGCCUUUGCAACCUAUCUCCUGUGAAAUUACUUAAUAACGACAAACAUCAUAGCCUUCAUUUCGAUUCAUCGUUUAGGUUUUCAUUUCCGUUUCAUUUAUUUCUUCAAUAUCUUUGGCAUAUUGUACAACUGUUUGUUCGACCGUGUUUUCCCUGCAUUAGCCUCAACGUAACCCUUCCACUUUACGAAAGUAGAUACGUACGUAUAUAACGUUACUCAAGGAACAAGACCUAGAUAUACUAAAAUCAGAUUAACUGGAUCGAAACACUAAUUUAUGGGUUUUGUUUAUCCUAAUGAUUGGUCAGGUUUUUAGGCAACUUUGAUUUAGUUGCACGACUAGGACCAAAAUGUUACAACUGACAAGUGUAAGUAAUUAAUUUUGUAGUUUCUAGGUCAGCUACAUAUUCCUGUUUGUCAGCUCUAAUAUUUUCUUCACUCACUUGUUUCCUUCUGUAUAUUCGACCUGUACUCUAGCCGUUUCUGUUCUUGUUCAGCUGUUGUUGACUGUUGUUUUUUGUUUUUCUUGUGUUGAAUCCUGUCCAGAUUAUGAAUUAAAAAUCAUGCUGUUAACGGGUGCUUCAUGAGCCCCGGCACUUGGUAUGUUGAGGUUAUUUCCUUUUUCCUUCUCAAUUAUUGUCCAUAUGGGUUUCUCUUCGUAGUAUAUCUUGAAAGAUUUGGAAACUAUUGCUGAAAGCUAUUCCUAAUUCGCUUGAUUUACUGGUAUCUCGAAGGACUGUUUAAUUGAGUUUUUGCUGAGUUGCUUGUCCGAUUGUCCUAUGCUUCAUUAACUUCGAUUUCAGCUUGAUCACCACCAAGUGUAAACCUGAAUUCAUAUUAGCUCCUCCCUUUUCCCUACGUCUUCCAUGGACCUUCCGAAUUUUCUGUUGAUCCAGAUGCGAUCGAUCAGUUUCUCCGUAGCGUGGUCUCGUGAAGCUUUGUGUGUACGUUUUGGAGGGAAAAUUGUACAAACCAUAAUCAUUUUGUUGAAAGCACAUAGACUUACUAGCCUCUCAGCAACCUUGCUCCUUUCUCCCAGUCCAUGUCGUCCCAUAAUAUCAUAUCUGAUGUUGUCCAUUUCAACUGGCAUUUUUAGAGUUUCCAUCAGGAUGGUUUGAUCUUUUCCAGGGCAGUUCCCUAUAAUGAACUGCUCCCUCUUAUAAAACUAAUUUUAACGUCCUCUUUGUUAUCAUUGAUGAACACAUGUCAUAAAAUGACAUUAAUUUUAAUCCCUUCGUAUGUUUUCAAGGAUCCUUUAAUGACCUAGAAUCCAUGAGAUUCCUAUCUUAUAAGUGUUUCUCGUAGUUCUUUGGACAGCAUCACUGCAACUCGUUGCAUGUGUUAGCAGUUUUCCUCUCCAUGAACAGAAUGCAACAGCACCUCUUUCAAAGCUAAUAUUUUCUGUCCAGCUUGGGUCCAGUCGGCUUCAAUUAUUCCAAGCACCACCAUGGUUGUAUCUUAUCAUUUUCGCCGCUAUUUGAAUGGCCCUUGCGGUCUCCCACAUUGUGCGGACAACCUGUGCGUCUAUUUUUUAUUCGUUGCUUUAAUUAUUAGAAGGGACAUCAGCCUCGUGACUUCCGAAAAAUCUCGGCUUUGACCAUGAGACGUCAUAAAUAUUCUAUAUGAAAACCCUCCGACUAUCACUGGAGAUUUUUAAUGGUCUAAAUGCUUCUUUUUGUUAGGUGCUUUUUAGUAAGGUUCUCUUCUACGGGGUAGGGUUUGCAACCCGGACCAGCAACAGCACUAAAAGGGGUCAACGUGGAAUUGAUUUGUGUACUUGCUUCUUGAUAAUCUUCCCCCGUUGUAGUUAAAUUGGUCCUUUGUUUACGAAACCAUUGUCCUCUCAUUCAUUACCUUCUUAGUUCAUUUAGAAUAUGACUUAAUCAGUGUAAAAUUAAACCUUUCAGAAUCAUUGUUAAUCUGGUUUUGUUGUUCAUAUAAACUUUCAUCUGCCUGCGUCUUGUGAUCUCAGUUCAGGUCAACAGUUCACUUCAACGAUACAGUUAUAACACAUAACCCUUAAGUCUUUGUUCUAAUAUUAGUUAUCUUCGUGGUUAACAAAAUGUUCUAUAUUCAUAUACUUUUUUGUUUUGUUUGAAAAUGGGUUAUUAAGUUUUGUGUGGUAAUUUUCAGUCGGCCUGGCAACUUUUUCCUACGUGAAGAAAAUAUCCUAGUUGAGAUUCGUGUUGCUAAGUAGCUGUGUGAGUGGUAGGUAUGUGAUAAGGUCAGUUGACGUUCAAUGAAACGAAAAAUGGCUGUAUAAGAAUGAUGCAUGUUGGCUCGUCACGAUUCCUUAAGUGGGUCCCUAAAGACUAUAACUUAGUAGCCACAUAUUUCGUCAUUGAUCAAAAUAGAAGCCAGAAACAAUCAUGUAGUUUCCUGUUUCAUUCUUCUCGAACAUAAGAUCGAUAUUGUUAACUGGAGAAAAUCUGUUUUUGUAUGAUGUUUAUCUUUUGUCAAAUGCCAAGUUGUUUAUUUAUUUUGUAACCCCUCUUCUUUUUUUUCAAUACUACUAUCCCAUCUUGUGUACCACAAUCUUUUAGUGUCCUACUGUACAAAAAAGUGUUGUGUUUUGUCAACUUAUGGUUGAGGGGUCAUGGUGUAUUUAUGUAUUAGAUCAAUGACACAGUUAACGCCCUUGGCUUUCCAUCACUGGACGUUAUGUCUGUUUGAACAGAAUUCAUUCGUUUCUUGCUCACAAUAUCUACACAUAUAUGUGUAGAUAUACACAGAAUGAAUAAAUCCAAUAAUAAUGAAUACGAUGAGUUGACAAAACGUAUAGGUUUUACAUCAAUGAUGGAACUUAUCUGUAUUUGUUUAUUUCCAUUAAUAUUACAAUGUUUACGAUCACUGGAUUAUUACGAACAUUAUUAAUUCAAAUGUCAAAUUAUCAUCAGAAUAUUGUAGAAUAUGGUGUCCAUUGGAACUUUUUUUAUACUAUUGCAUUGAUACGUGCCAUAUCACUCGUUGUGACCACUGAAAAUACUAUCAGUAGUUAUUUGAUAACAUUUUCACUGAAAAAACAAAUUCUGUUCUAUUACGUUGUAUCCUCUAUAUUCUUAAUAUUCUCUGAAUUUUUGCCAAUAAUAAUUUGUCCAGAGUAUUUUCAAACAAGAUGGCAGUUUAAUUCAAGAACACUACACUAUAUAAAUGAUAAUCGAUCAAAAUCUUUAUGGAUUGCUAAUUUUGAAGGUGUCACCUCCUUAUUUGGUUAUGCAUCAAUUUACUUCUUCAAUUUGAGUUCAUCACUUAUAUUUCGAUCUUAUUUGUCAACAGACACCAAUAAUGACAGUAAUAAUGGAGUAAGUUCACUGAACAAGAAGGAAUUUCCGCGUAAUAUUCCGUUAUUCAGAUUACAUUUAAUCUGUGCUUUCAUGAUCCUAUGCUCAAUAAGUUGUUUCCACUCACUAGGUGGUAGUCAAAUGACAUCCAGACGUUUUGGAAAUUCUAACUAUGUAUUACUCAUUAUAUUUCUCUCAGCCAUCUGCUUUCUUUUUCUCUCUUCGAUGAUUUCAUUACUGAUACACUUUAAAUCACUUUUCAACCUAAAUUUAAGCUAUUCUCCAUUAUCCUUGAUAAUUAAUGAUAAAGGCUUGUUAUAUUUCAUCAUUUCGAAUUUAUUGACUGGUUUCUUCAAUGUGUUUUGUUUGAAUACUCUACAUUUGUUGCCUGAACGGGCAAAGUUAAAUGUUAUCACGGGUACGUAUGAUGAUUUGAGUUGGGCUUCGUCAUUGUUACAAUUUUUAGUGCUCUUAACCUAUUCGAGUUUAUCAGUUAUUUUUGUUUUAAUUGGUUCCUAUUACGAUUGUCUUAAAUUUCUUACUUGUAGUGUGUUUGGUAUUUUUAAAUAAAUGAUUGGUGUGAAUCAACGGUUCUUCUAAAUACAUUCCUUAAGUAAUCGACGGCUAUACCUAAAAACUUCUGCACACAAGUUUGCAUUCGAUUUUAGGCAAUUUAUAGACAUUUUAAGUUGACCUAAUUUAUUUUCGACUGACAUUCAUACUUAGACCUGUUCAGUUAUUGCAUCUAUAAGUUGUUGAUGGUUUUCCUGAUGCCUCUUUUUCAGAAACCAAUCAUAUUAUGAAUGAAGACAGAAGUGCCUAUCAACGACAUUGGUCUAGAUUAAAUGAAAACUUCUUUAGGCUUAAUAGAACAUUAGUUAUAAUAUUUCGUUUUCUCAGCCGGAUUGUAAGAUGAUUGACUUUAAGCCCUAAGAUGCUAUAGACUCAGGAAUGAUAAUCAACUGCUUACUAACCAUGAAUAUGCCUAAUGAGGUGGAUCAAAUGGUAUUUAUAGACUAGUCAAAACUGUGUAGCACAGUUUUAAUUGUUCUCCAGAAGGUGUAACUAGCACAAUUCACUUACUUUACUGGGUGUCUAUCGUCAUACAAAUUAACACAGUAUUUUCUUCAUGCUCAGAUCUUUAGAGUAAACAUUAAUUUCUUCUAGAUACAUUUCGUAAUAGGUGUCAAAUGUGCAUGUAACUUGAGUCAAAUAAAAUUGCGAUAGAUUGUCUACAACUAAUUCCCACUUAAUAGUUGGUAUAUUGUAUUUUUGGUAUUUAUCAAAAUAAGGUUAUGGUUUCCACUACGAACUGAAAUCAGCUAUAAUGCAAGGAUCUUAAAUUGUAUCCUAAGUCAUAGUAUAUUGAACCAUUGACCCACCCUUCCCGUCUCUUGAUUAACUAGAGCGAUUAAGAUCCCAGCAUGGUUCGGUGAUGUUCAUCUUUACAACUUUGUACAAUAUAAAGAUGCUAAUUGCACCAAGUUAUUCCAUUUUACUAAUAGCAAAACGAAGAUAAUGUUAGAAGCUAAUAUAAUUAGGUAGUGCAUUCAGUCAUAAACAACAUGGGACAAGUUUGCAGUAAACUAAACUCUGAUAAUAUCACCACAUUGGAGGGGGGCUGUCUUAUAGUUCAUAUAAUUUUACCAGUGAUAUCAAGAACUAUAUGUAGAUAACAUAGCAAUAAAAAGACGAAUGUAGUGUAAUAAUAAGAUUUGAAGUGAUGAGAGAUUUUAGAACCUCUAGGUUCUCUAACACAACCGAGUAGAUUGGGAUGCGUUACGUAUAACUUUCCCAUAUCCUAAUGUAGAUUUUGCUGCUCGGUUUACUCACGAGAAUUUUUAAGAAUAGGUUUUUAUCAAGUCGGAUGAUUUCAUUUACUGUUGAAGUGAUUUCCAUCACGAGAUGAUAUUGGUCCGGGGGCUAGAUAAUCAAAUGGGAAUCGUGCGUACCAUAGGUUUACUAAAGUUUAAAAUAUGAACCCCUGGAUCUUGACUCUGGACUGAAGGUGUUGUCAAACUUCACCAAUAAACUUACUGAUCUUCAUUUUGAUAUCAUAUAAAGCUUGUGAGUGUUUACUGCUAAGUAGUCAGAAAAUAUGUAAUGGUCUUCCGGUGUUCCCUAAGCUUUUAUUAGUAUUACAACUGAUCUCAUUUCGUUGUUCAAUAUCAUCUACAGAAGUGGGUUGAUUUGACGUUGCUUUCUUCACCCGAUAAAACGUGAACAUUUAAUUAUUAACUAGUGGUUUCCGUAAUAUUUGUACUGCUCUUUCCAAAACUGACUUUUCAUAGCUAACAAAAUCAAUCGAAGAGCCUUUCUUCCAAGUUUAGUUUCAUGAGAAGAUUAAAUUAUCGGGUAGUUUUUAUCAUUAGUGAAGUGAAUAAAUGAAUCCCUUACAUUCAGAGUUAGGGGCAGUUAAGCUUUGUAGUCGUAUAAUUCGUCCCAACAACUAAGAUAUACGCUCGAAAACAAAAUAUGGGAUUCGCUAAACAUAAGUUUAGUGAAAUAAAUUAAACUUCUCAGAUUGAUAUCAUGAGUCAGUUGGAGCUAGACCACCAUGAAAAACCUAGACGGCCGUUUCGUCCUAGUGUGGGACUCCUCAGCAGUGUUC